AGAAGUUCUUGCCUAGAAAAUAACUAGAGAAAAGAAGCUUAUAUAAAUAUGCCCUUUUGGUUGCAUCAAGUGAUCAAAGAAAGCAUGUUCCCCACUAAGAUGAUCAUCAAAUCCGCAAUGAAGUUACAAAAGAUGGCUGCAUUAGAGAACAGAUCAUUCAGAAUAUCUAUGAGAGGGAUCGAUGCAUACAGGCUUAGUUCAUUGCAACUUGCUGAUAAAGGUCAUUUUGUUAUAUACACCAUGGAUAGGAGGCGUUUCUCCAUCCCCUUCUCAUAUCUCAACAACAACAUAGUUCUGGAGCUCUUCAAGAGAUCUGAAGAGGAGUUUGGACCAUCCAGUGAUGGACCUAUAAUGUUUCCUUGUGAUGCAGUGCUCAUUAAUUACAUAGUUUGCCUCAUCCAACAAGAUGUAGCUACAAAUCUCUAGCAAGUCUUGAUCAAGUUCAUUACUGACAGUGGCUGCUCAUCAUUUACUUGUUCAUAAGUUUGUUUAUACCUGUAACUCUAAGAAUUCUAUUCUAUAGAUUAAAAAUCAACCAAGAGAUUUUGGAAUUCACUGUAAACACCUUACAUAAACUAAUUUAAAGACAUCAUGUGUCUACUUUGAUGUAAAUUACUUUUUCCUUUCAGUUAUAAAGAAAUCGCUUCAAU
Rubroshorea leprosula is the source of this 650-nucleotide messenger RNA. NCBI's taxonomy places the organism in Eukaryota, Viridiplantae, Streptophyta, Magnoliopsida, Malvales, Dipterocarpaceae. The record is from the annotation of a GenBank genome assembly.